AUGGAUAAAUUCAAGGCUGCGCUUGUGCUGGCAGGGGUUGGAGAUGCUCUCGGUUACCGCAAUUUCUCCCGAGAAAACAAUGUCUUAGGUGCAAAAAUCCAGCAGGAGCUGAAGGAAAUUGGAGGGCUUGAGAACCUGGUGCUCUCUUCUGACAAGUGGCCAGUAAGUGACAACACGCUCAUGCACAUGGCUACAGCAGAGGCUGUCAUCACAGAGUACUGUUGUUUGGAAGACCUGUACCGGGAGCUGGUAAAACGCUACGUGGAUGCUAUCGAUAAGCUCUCAGGAAGGCGACCAGACCCUGCUACCAUUGAAGGCUGCAGGGAAUUAAAACCAGACAACCACCUCCUCGCUUGGCACACACCGUUCAAUGAAAAGGGUUCUGGAUUUGGAGCAUCUACAAAAGCUAUGUGUUUAGGGAUGCGGUACUGGAAGCCGGAAAAGUUGGAGUCCCUUAUUGAAGUGAGCAUUGAAUGUGGACGAAUGACUCAUAACCAUCCUACAGGCUUUCUAGGGUCCCUGUGCACAGCUCUCUUUGUGGCAUAUGCAAUACAGGGGAAACCCCUUGUGCAGUGGGGAAGAGAGAUGAUGAAGGUUGUGCCGAUGGCUGAGGAAUACUGCAAGAAGACAAUUCGCCACAUGGCAGAAUAUCAGGAGCACUGGUUUUACUUUGAAGCCAAGUGGCAGUUUUAUUUGGAGGAGAGAGAAAUCAACAAUGAAAAUCAGAAUAAACCUGUUUUUCCAGACAACUAUGACGCAGAGGAGAGAGAAAAGACAUACAGGAGAUGGAGCUCUGAAGGCCGGGGGGGGAGAAGAGGCCAUGAUGCCCCCAUGAUCGCCUAUGAUGCCCUGCUGGGCUGCGGUGGAGACUGGACAGAGCUCUGCAACCGCUCCAUGUUCCACGGAGGAGAAAGCGCAGCUACUGGGUCUAUCGCCGGCUGCCUGUAUGGCUUGGUUUAUGGCCUGAGCAAGGUCCCCAAAGGCUUGUACCAGGACCUGGAACAAAGGGAGAGGCUCGAGUUCUUGGGAGAGAAUCUUUACCGACUAUCCAUGGAGGAAAAGUAAAGCAGUUUCUGCCAUUUUCUCUUUCUAUAAAGACUAUAUCAAGCCCUGUAGAUAACUGACUGAUGUUCAUAGCUAAGGAAUUAGCUGAGAGUUAGUCUGAAAGACUGUAUGUAGAUCGUGUGUGAAUGAAGAUUGCUGAAUUAUUCAAGACUGAUUCGAUAUUUACAGUUUUGUGGGUUUUUUUUACAGAUGUAGGGAUUUCCAAGUAUAAAGGCUACUGUCCGAACCAGUGAGAUAAUCUCAAAUGGAAAAAGAGAAAUAAACCCUCUUUGACUGAUUUCAGUCUAACUUGCCACAAUACCACUUGCUAAACAGCUGUGACCAGCAUUUACACAUACAAAAUUAAUUUUUAGAACUAAUGCUUUCCUGCAAAACUAAUGGUAGUACCUACUUAUGGGGAUAUUCUCUGUAUAUUUGACAAUCCUUUCACCACUGUGUUUCUCCUUGUUCUCAAAUCUAAUGUGUCUGUGAUACUUGUAAAUCUAAUGUCUCAUGGAUUAGCUUUUAAUGAACCACUGAUCCCUGUAUCAGCACUGUGGUGCAAGGUAUUGUUACAUUAGAAGCUUCCAGAAAAGGAAAAGCCAACACUAAAAAUACCCCCAAGGAGCAGCAAAGCACCAGUGUGUCUAAAAUUUCUGAAUUACGCUUUUCUUCUUCAUCAGUCUU
This is a messenger RNA of Melopsittacus undulatus (budgerigar), 1731 nucleotides long. RefSeq names its product ADP-ribosylhydrolase like 1 (gene ADPRHL1). The coding region runs from base 1 to 1065 and encodes 354 amino acids. Gene Ontology annotation, biological process: protein de-ADP-ribosylation. Gene Ontology annotation, molecular function: ADP-ribosylarginine-[protein] hydrolase activity; magnesium ion binding. The transcript is spliced from 7 exons. The record is from RefSeq and is a predicted model, not a curated record. NCBI's taxonomy places the organism in Eukaryota, Metazoa, Chordata, Aves, Psittaciformes, Psittaculidae.